GCAAACGCUUGCCACAGAAAAGGAGGAGCACUUUGUGCAAUGGAGUGCGAACGAGGUGGCUCUGAUUCCGUCUGUAGACUUCCGAAGAGGCUCCAGGCGAGUCCUGGUACGCAGCUUUCGUGAUACUUCGGCGGAGGCGCUUGGCCUUCAGCCUGCGGACGAGGUAACUCAUGUGAACGAGCUGGACUUCGUCUCGUGGCUUGAGGUUAAGGACCACGUGCCGGAGUUGAGGGACAACUUGAGGGUCAGGAUACUCAGGCCGGUCACCAGGGAGCAGGAUGCCGCGCAAGAGUUGACAGAGGAGCUUCCGCCUUCUGCGCCUUCCAAAGGCCGGGCAGCGCCAGGACCAUCCAGACUGCGUGUCUGGUUCAACAGCAAGCGCCACGCCGACAGACUGCUGGUUGGGGCACCGCUCGACAUUGGGGACGCGCUAAUCUACGACUCCAGGACUGUCCACUGGGGCAUGGCGAACUGCGAGAGCUAUCCUCGCUACGUGCUAUACUUGAACUUCAAGAGGGGCGGCUUUCGGGGCUCGUCUCCAGAUGCUAUUGCAAAACGGACAGCCUCUGCUCGCUGUCGGCGAGAGCGGCAUCUCUUUCGGGAACGGUUCAAGCGUGACCUGCACUACAUGCUUUAG
This is a messenger RNA of Symbiodinium pilosum, 637 nucleotides long. The record is from the annotation of a GenBank genome assembly. NCBI's taxonomy places the organism in Eukaryota, Dinophyceae, Suessiales, Symbiodiniaceae.